CUAACCGCAGUUGUGUGACCGCGUUCGGCGGGUGAGCACGGAAAAUAAGGCAGUGAAACAUUUCGGACAGAGGGAAAGCCUACGAAAGCCACUUAGAUUUGUGCAUAGCCUUAAAUAGUUAUAGUUCGUAAAUUAGUCGCGACUUGGUGACAGUGCCCCUUCCGAUAGCCAGAUAAGGGCAAGCGUUCCGGGAAAAGUGACUCCAAGGCAAAGUGUAACCAUGAGGAGGUGUCGCAACAACACGCUUGCAAUUGUCUUUGCUCCGAUCUUGAUUUGUGCGUCGGUUGUCUUGGCCCAAGACUUUGGCUACGAGGGCAGACAUGGACCCGAGCACUGGAGCGAGGACUUUGCCCGUUGCAGUGGAAAGCAUCAGAGUCCCAUAAAUAUCGCCGAGGUGAAUGCCGUGGAGAAGAAGUUCUCCAAGCUGGAGUUCUUUAACUUCAAUGUGGAGCCAGAGACUUUACAAAUGUCGAAUAAUGGUCACACGGUCCUGGUGAAGAUGACUUUCGGUGAGGACGAAAUUCCAACGGUUAGGGGUGGCCCUUUGGCGGAGAAAACUCUUUUGGGCUACCAGUUUGAGCAGUUCCACUUCCAUUGGGGCGAGAACGAUACGAUAGGCAGUGAGGAUCGGAUCAAUAACAAAGCCUACCCCGCCGAGCUCCAUGUGGUAUUAAGGAAUCUGGAAUAUCCUGACUUUGCUAGUGCUCUGGACAAGGAUCAUGGCAUCGCUGUGAUGGCGUUCUUCUUUCAGGUUGGCGACAAGACAACUGGCGGUUAUGAGGGCUUCACGAAUUUGCUAGCCCAAAUUGACCGGAAGGGCAAAACCGUGAACAUGACCGAUCCACUUCCUCUAGGAGAAUACAUAUCGAAGUAUUUGGAGAGCUACUUCAGCUACACUGGCUCUCUGACAACUCCGCCAUGUAGCGAGGAGGUAACCUGGAUUGACUUCGUAACGCCCAUUGACAUUACAGAGAAGCAGUUAAAUGCCUUCCGUCUGCUGACAGCACACGAUGAUCAUCUGAAAAACAAUUUCCGACCCAUCCAGCCCCUUAACGAUCGAAUUUUGUACAAGAAUAUUGUAGAGACUCCGAUAUACAAUAUGGGUUCGAUUCCGUUUGUUAAUGCGGAAAAUGCGGCGAUUGGAAAAUGGAAGCCCCAUUCCCUGGCUUUCGUGCUACUCAUUGUUGUCCUCGCAGCGCUAUUAAGGACCUCCGUUUUUAAUUAGAGUUCUGUGGCGGGGAAUCGAAGGUUAAAUCGUUAAAUGCCUAGCAUGCGCUUGGGCGUCCAAUUAAGCGCUGUAAUUUACAUUUUCCGCUGUUUGUUGUUCUAACACGAUUCCUGGUAUAUACAUUUCCCCUUGGCAUGGGGCACCCCAGCCGACAGGACAUUCAUCCAUAUAUCUACGGACAAACAAACAGGCGGGAGAAAAUAUUAAACCCAAAACUGGGCGAGAAGCUUCAGCUGGCACACGAUACCCUCACUCAUCAAUUAUGCAGCACCUCGCACAGAGACUGUCAACCGAAUCGUAUCCGUCCAGAGAGCCGCCCAAGUCAGUCGUCGGUGCGAGGGGAAUCCACUUGGUAUUGCACAUUGUGAUUUUAAAUGCUUGGCACAGGCGGAGCUUUUUAUUCGUGUACCAUAGACUUAAGAUUUCUUAGCAUUAAAGUUUAAUAAAAUGUAUUUUUGCAAUUUUUUUUGCUAACAGA
Messenger RNA from Drosophila eugracilis, 1706 nucleotides. RefSeq names its product carbonic anhydrase 2 (gene CAH2). The record is from RefSeq and is a predicted model, not a curated record. The transcript is spliced from 4 exons. Gene Ontology annotation, cellular component: cytoplasm. Gene Ontology annotation, molecular function: carbonate dehydratase activity; zinc ion binding. Bases 221 to 1225 code for a protein of 334 amino acids. Lineage: Eukaryota; Metazoa; Arthropoda; Insecta; Diptera; Drosophilidae.